Molecule: messenger RNA, 2219 nt
Organism: Megalops cyprinoides (Indo-Pacific tarpon)
Lineage: Eukaryota; Metazoa; Chordata; Actinopteri; Elopiformes; Megalopidae
Product: defective in tip formation protein A-like
Exons: 6
Coding region: 215-1342 (375 amino acids)
Source: RefSeq, a predicted model, not a curated record
CAGCGAGUGGCAGGAGGCGGAGAGCGAGCAGGAAGCCACCAACGGCAAACUAGCAGCGGCACAACCAAGCUGACAGGCGGGGUGCAGGCACCUAGGCGUUACCGGCCUCAGGGGGAGGACGCACCUUGCGCGACACCGUGCCGCGAGGGCUGAGGUCAGGGGGGGAGAACCUGUCUCUUACAGGACACACGCAGGGGGCAGUGAGGGAUGCAUCAUGGCUCCGGUGGGGGCAGGCGUGGCGAGCUGGGCCACCUCAGGAUCAUCCUCUCCAGAGGUCACCUUCGUUUCUUCCAUUCUCUUCCUCAUCCUCAUGGUCACUCUUCUCGCGAUCUGUACUCACUGCAACAGACAGUCAUUCGAUCUUCAGCACAUUGCUAAAGAAGAAAAAUCAUCCAUACUGAUACGUAUGGUCCGACUGGAGGAGGUUCCUGGAACCAGAGAGAACCCCCGCAUUGAUGACAUCACAAAGGAUGAAAAAGUGUUCAGCCCUACACCUGAAAAGGAAAUACCCCAUGAUUCCUCUCUGCCUGGGGAUAUGUGGUACAAGCAAUGGAGAACACACACAGGAGCACUCCACCAACAAGGUGAUAUCAACUCAGGGCUGAACCACACCACUCUAAGGGACCCUGGUGUCCUGGCUGGUCCGAAAAUCCAGGUGAUGCCUGCAAUAAUGGUAACCCAACAGACUGAAGUGGCACUGGAUCUGCAGAUGGCCCCUCCCGUGACUUUGAGCCCUACCCAGUAUACCCAGAGGUGGAAGGACAACUCACUUAGUCAUUCAGAGAGUCUCACCAGCGUACAUCAUAUUAACCAUAUUAGUGAGUUCUCCCAAAAUCCUAAUGAUUCACUGCAGUGGCCUCAGGACCAAGACCAGCAUGACUAUGAGAGCCUGGAAGAUGUCAGGCAAGCUACCUCAGAGCUCUCUCCCACAACUGUCACUUCUCUAGAGGAGGAGCUAGAGGACCCUGCAUACAAGACCAUAGAGGAGCUGUCAGAGUCUGACUGCCCCCUGACCCCGCCCCUUCAUCGGUCGCAACCACUUGAGGGUGGGCCACAUCUUCUAGCCCCGCCCACUGUUGAGGGGCUGGGGGAGGAUUUGAGUGGCAGGAGUUUAAAUGUUGUGUAUGCUAAGGUGAAAAGGAAGAGCAAGAACCUGGAGCAAACGGAGGAGCCCCCUCCCCCACCAUCAAACCAACCCCCAGAAGUGGAGGAAGAAAAGGAGGAGGAGGAGGAGAAGGAGGAAUCGCCUCCACCCAUCCCAAAGAGGGGCUUUGAACUGGAUGAUGUCUUCUCUACACCGCAGAUUAACAUUCAGGAAGUUCAACAAAACCAGCAGCACUGACUGACGUGACUUUUGCAGAACUCCAUGUUCCUGUCAGGCUAUGUCUUGUUCAUUCCAUGUGCCAGUUCUGUUGUCUUUAAUUCUUGCCUGUAAAGAUGUUCAGUGAGGCCUGGCGAGAACAGGAAGCAAUGUGAAUAAUCUUUCAGAGAUCUAAGGAAAAAUGUCUCAGAACCCCAGUCCACUGAUUCUCUUCUUUCUUCCUGUACAGUACAGUGGACCACCAUGACUCAUAGUCCCUGUCUUCUUAACAAGAUGGACAAUUGUAUUUUGCCCUAUGGAAAUAAGAAUUACAUGAUUACAUUAAAUAAAUAGCUAGUAGCUCCUAGUCCUGGUGAGUAAUAAUCUAACUUGUUACAGGCCAAUCUGGUUCAGAUGAGGUGAUUUACAGAUGGAGAAACAUUGAACAUUUAUUUGGUCCAUGACAACAAAACUACAUAAUGUGACCAAUUUAAGAGAUUAGAGACAAAAUCAAACUCCUUUGAAACUGAUUGUGUUCAAAGCUGAGUGUUUAGGUUUGGCCAAUCAUUGUUUUAGCGGUCAAUACUGGAAGGAGGACAGAGUAAGUCAUCUUUUUUUCUGGUAGGCUUGACAAAAAGUAAAUUAAAUCACAGUGUCAGAUCAAUUCCUCUGCUUUCAAAACUGAAGGGGAACAAAAUUAGUUGGAUUUCUUGCCAGUCUUGAGGUGAAACCUUGCCAUGUGUGCCCUACAUUUUCAAUCAGUUCGGAAAAGGGAAAUAUAUAAUGUGUGACUUUGUUUUAUCAUAACAGACACACUCUGCAUCUGUGUACACCUUUAAGUCCCAUCUUAAAAUAUACUUUUGAAAAUACAGUAGCUUGAUGUCUUUUAUUGAUCUUAUUUGUUUUAUAUAUCAAAUUA